UCAAAAUCAUUACAGUGGUGGCCACGCCUUUAAUCCCAGCCCUCAGCAGUCAGAGACAAGUGGUUCUCUGAAGUUUUAGGCUAGCCUGGUCUACAUAGUGAGUUCCAGUCCAGCUAAGGCUACCUAGUGAGAAUCUCUCUCAAAAUAUAAAUAAAAUUAUUGAAGUGGGUAUUGGGGAUGCAGCUCAGUGAUGAGCACUGGCUAGUACACACCAAGCCUUGAGUUCAGUCCCCGGCAGCACAGAAAGGGAGGUGAAUGUUAGAGUAAAAUUAUUAAACUGAUCGGUUCUCUGCCAUGUGAAUUUAUAUUUGUUGGCGCUGCUGCAACAAAAUAUCAUCAACCAGGUAGCUGCUGAACAAUAGAAGUUCACUGCUUGUAGUGCUGGAGGCCGGGAAGGCUGAGGUCAAGUUCUCUAGUGCACCUGUUUCCUCAGAGACAAGGGGUGUCUCUCUGGGAAGACUGCCUUCCUGGUCUCCUCAUCUCCUGGACAUUCCCACCUCUUCCGUCUGUCACCUCGGGGCUUAAGAUUCCAGCAGAUGAACUGAGAGGGGAUGCAAACAUUCAGACCAUAGCAGAACUUUACCUCAGUGUGUAAAAGGCUUGUGGGGCUUCGGCUAUAGCUCAGUGGUAGGACACUUAAGUAGCAGACUCUCGGCCCUGGAUUCAGUCCCCAGGACGACAAAAGAAAACAAAAAUCUUACAGGAGAAAAAAGUAAAGAAAGGAAAAUAAAAGUAAGGUAAGGGUAGGGAACAGUGCUCUGGGUUUCCUUAAGUGUGACGUGGUGACAAUAACAGCCCCCGAUCCCCAGAGUCAAGAUGAGUAACAUGUCAGUUAGUGUCACAUAAAACACUCAUCCUACAGCAGGUACCCAAACUAAAUGUCAAUUACCUUUUCUCCUACACAAAUGUCUAACCUGUUUGCCUACUUAAAAAAAAAAAAUGGCUCCAGCCAGACAGCCUGUCCUCACAUGGGGUUCACCCACGCUUGCUUCCUGCACCUGGCGGGCCAUGCCACUGGUGGAAAUAUAUUGCCUCCUGUGUACAGGGCAACAUGGUCCUUGGGCCAUCUCUGCGGAUUCUGUGGAAUUGGCCACUGAGUCAGAGGCUCCAAGGCCUGUUGGAAGAGGUCUAGGAAGUGGCAUUUUUAAGACUAUCUCUGGAGUGAGAGCAUCGGGUUAAAUUCUCUCUACUGUCUCCUCAGGAAGCCUGCCCAGGGAAACACUGAUGUCCAGACCCCUCUCAACCUUUGCCUAAGGUUCUGAGUGUCUCUUAGCUCCACCUUGGGCUCUUCUGGGUGUGCCGUCACCCCUUGGUCUAGGGGACCCCAGAGACAGGGGCCCACCCUCUCUGUCCUUUGCCUUCCUAAACACUGAUCUUCUGGGUCUCCCUGGGUGUGGGUUGUCCUGGGAUGCUAGAGAGAGAGAGAGUCUUCAGAAGUCUUAGUGUUUUCCUUUGUUUCCUUCUCUGUGUUCUUGGGAGAGCUCGGCCUCUCUUUCCCUGCCAUUCUAUUUCUGACUUUUCUAGAUAGUCCGGAAAUUCCGACGCUGCGUCACACCAGCCUUUGCUUUCCUGCUCCUGUCUUACCCAGAAUGCACUAGGUGUGGGCUGGCACCCACCCGACGCCACAGUGACCAUGGAUCCUGGAGCUGGCUCUGACUCAUCUCUGACUGUGAAUGAGCAGGUCAUUGUGAUGUCAGGCCAUGAGACCAUCCGAGUGUUGGAAGUCGGAGUGGAUGCUCAGCUCCCGGCUGAGGAGGAGAGCAAAAGACUGGAGAGUGUGGCCGCUGAUGGCCCCCAGAGUGGAGGCUCUACUGAAGCCAGUGAACCUGGUGGUGAAGCUGGGCCGCACGACCCAGACCGUUCUGCAGAAGCAGCUGUGAAGUCUCUCCCCGGGAUCCCUCCAAGUCCUGCCCCAGCCAUCGCCACCUUCAGCCAAGCCCCAAGCCAGCCUCAAGCAUCACAGACCCUGACGCCACUGGCUGUACAAGCUGCCCCCCAGGUCUUGACUCAGGAAAACUUAGCCACAGUUCUGACAGGAGUUGUGGUUCCGGCAGGGGCGGUUACUCAACCUCUUCUUAUCCCCAUCAGUAUUGCAGGUCAAGUGUCUGGGCAGCAGGGGCUGGCCGUGUGGACAAUCCCUACAGCAGCCGUGGCUGCCCUCCCCGGACUGGCCGCUGCUUCUCCCACGGGGGCAGUCUUCAAGCCGCCUUUAGCUGGGCUCCAAGCAGCUGCCGUGCUGAACACCGCCCUCCCGACACCUGUACAAGCUGCCCCACCAGUCCAGACCUCCUCGCCCGCCCAGCCCCGGCCACCAGCUCAGCCCCAGACGCUGUUCCAGACCCAGCCGCUGCUACAGACCACGCCUGCCAUACUCCCACAGCCCACUGCCGCCACUGUCGCCGCCCCCACCCCAAAGCCAGUGGACACCACCCCGCAGAUCACCGUCCAGCCCGCAGGCUUCGCAUUUAGCCCGGGGAUCAUCAGUGCUGCUUCCCUCGGGGGGCAGACCCAGAUCCUGGGCUCCCUCACUACAGCUCCAGUCAUUACCAACGCCAUUCCCAGCAUGCCGGGGAUCAGCAGUCAGAUCCUCACCAAUGCUCAGGGACAGGUUAUUGGAGCACUUCCAUGGGUAGUGAACUCGGCCAGUGUGGCCACACCAGCACCAGCACAGAGCCUGCAGGUCCAAGCCGUGACUCCUCAACUCUUGUUGAAUGCCCAGGGCCAGGUGAUCGCAACCCUAGCCAGCAGCCCCCUGCCUCAACCUAUGGCUGUCCGGAAGCCAAACACACCGGAGUCCCCUGCUAAGAGUGAGGUGCAGCCUAUCCAGCCGACACCAGCGGUACCCCAGCCUGCCGUGGUAGUCACCAGCCCGGCCUCAGGCAUCAAGCCAUCGGCUUCGGCUCCCAUCCCCAUCACCUGCUCAGAGACCCCAACUGUCAGUCAGUUGGUAUCGAAGCCUCACACUCCAAGCCUGGAUGAGGACGGGAUCAACUUAGAGGAGAUCCGGGAGUUUGCCAAGAAUUUUAAGAUCCGGCGGCUCUCCCUAGGUCUUACACAGACCCAGGUGGGCCAGGCUUUGACUGCGACAGAAGGUCCAGCCUACAGCCAAUCGGCCAUCUGCCGGUUUGAGAAGUUGGACAUCACACCCAAGAGUGCCCAGAAACUGAAGCCAGUUCUGGAGAAGUGGCUGAAUGAGGCGGAGCUCCGGAACCAGGAAGGCCAGCAGAAUCUGAUGGAGUUUGUGGGCGGCGAGCCCUCCAAGAAACGCAAGCGGCGUACCUCCUUCACACCGCAGGCCAUAGAGGCUCUCAAUGCCUACUUUGAGAAGAACCCCCUGCCCACCGGCCAGGAGAUCACCGAGAUCGCUAAGGAGCUCAACUAUGACCGUGAGGUGGUACGGGUCUGGUUCUGUAAUCGACGCCAGACACUCAAAAACACCAGCAAGCUGAACGUCUUUCAGAUCCCCUAGGGCUUCGUCUCAGCCCUUGUUCCAGCACUUUCUACUCUCUCCUCAGCUACCGGAUGUCGUGGCUGCAGUGACAGUCCCGUGUGCAGCUGUGCGCAGCUGUGCUUGCCCUGGGUCAUGAGACCUCACCUGUGCAUGUGUGUCAAUGCCUGCCUCUUCCGCCCACAUAUGUCACACCCUGGGGAGACCCAAAGGGCUGCAUGAGAGACCUACGCUCUGGGCUGGGCACAUGGAAGGAGGGGAUUUGUGAUGUCCUUUGAAAAGCACUUUGCCAACAUGGUUUCUGAAGGGUGAAUUCUGGUUGGGAACCAGAAAGGCUCUGUCUUUGGGACAGGGCUGUAGCAACUCUUGGGGACCACUGUGCGUUAGCUCUUGUUUUGGGUGGCACUCACCACCCCUUGCCCUUGGCUCCUCUGUGGUUGUCCCAGUAUGACAGCUCACCCAGUGAGAUCUCAGCCUCACACUGCCCUCCUUUACUUUGUACACGGGCACAUUGAACCCUUUAAAGGACCAAGCAGAUGAAAUUCA
Peromyscus eremicus (cactus mouse) is the source of this 3994-nucleotide messenger RNA. It is a transcript of the gene Pou6f1, whose product is annotated as POU class 6 homeobox 1. NCBI's taxonomy places the organism in Eukaryota, Metazoa, Chordata, Mammalia, Rodentia, Cricetidae. Bases 1634 to 3469 code for a protein of 611 amino acids. Gene Ontology annotation, biological process: regulation of transcription by RNA polymerase II. The transcript has 10 exons. Gene Ontology annotation, molecular function: RNA polymerase II cis-regulatory region sequence-specific DNA binding; DNA-binding transcription factor activity, RNA polymerase II-specific. The record is from RefSeq and is a predicted model, not a curated record.